AUGAAGAACAAGGAGCAACAAGGCAAAGGUGCAAGUUCAUAUCUGAAACUCUUCUGUGCUCAACUAGACCUUCUCAACUUCGUUGCUCAUGCUCUAGUUUUUGGCAUUGGUUUACUCAUUGGCAUAACUCUCACUUUCUUUAUCAAGAAUUUCUCCUUCAUCAACUUUCAAAUCCAACAAUUCUCCCUCCCUUCCUAUACCCUCAAACCACCACCACCACCUUUCUCUCCAAUCUCCUCCAACCUCUCAUUAUCAAUAUCAAACAACAACCAAACCAAAAACGCAUCUCACUAUCCUGUAGGAUUAGUCUUUGACUCUGGACAGAAAAACACGUCCUCUUCACCCCCAAAAGAUAACCAAACCACACCUUCUUCUGAUUCCUCCAUCAGGGUGACGAACUUCACCAGAAUUGGAUUGAGUGAAUUCUUGAAGCCCCCAAUGGCCAUGCAUGAUAUGACUGAUGAAGAGUUGCUGUGGAGAGCCUCCAUGGUUCCAAUGAUCCAAAAACUCCCGUUCAAACAGACUCCAAAGGUUGCAUUCAUGUUUCUGACAAAAGGGCCUGUGCUAUUGGCUCCUCUGUGGGAGAGAUUCUUCAAAGGAAAUGAAGGGUUGUACUCUAUCUAUGUCCAUUCUCACCCUUCUUUCAAUGAAACAGUGCCUGAAAGCUCUGUGUUUCAUGACCGCAAUAUCCCCAGUAAGGAAGUAAGGUGGGGUGAGAACAGCAUGAUAGAGGCAGAGAGACGCCUAUUAGCCAAUGCACUCCUUGAUUUCUCCAACCAACGUUUUGUACUUCUCUCAGAGGCAUGCAUCCCUUUGUUCAACUUCUCCACCAUCUACACUUAUCUAAUGAACUCAACCAGCACCUUUGUGGAGGCCUACGAUCAGCCAGGUGAAGUUGGUCGUGGCAGGUUCAAGCCCAAAAUGAGGCCCCAGAUUAGGCUCUCCCAAUGGAGAAAAGGGUCUCAAUGGUUUCAAAUAGACCGUUUUCUUUCCCUUCAAAUAGUCUCAGAUCACCUCUACUUCCCAGUUUUCAUGAAGUACUGCAAACCUAAUUGCUACAGUGAUGAACACUACUUGCCCACAUUUGUUAGCAUCAAGUUUUGGAAGAGGAACUCCAAUAGGACCUUGACAUGGGUUGAUUGGUCAAGGGGUGGUGCUCAUCCUUCAAGGUAUUACAGAACAGAUGUGACAGUUGAGUUUUUGAACAAGUUGAGGUUUGGAAGGACAUGCGAGUACAAUGGACACACCACCAAUAUUUGUCAUUUGUUUGCCAGAAAAUUCACAACUCAUGCUUUGGAUAGACUCCUCAGAUUUGCUCCAAAGCUCAUGCAAUUCAAUUGA
Messenger RNA from Sphenostylis stenocarpa, 1341 nucleotides. The record is from the annotation of a GenBank genome assembly. Lineage: Eukaryota; Viridiplantae; Streptophyta; Magnoliopsida; Fabales; Fabaceae.